AUGAAGUGGUCGGCUGUUUGCCUACUCAAGCGUGACUUUGAUGCAUGGGCCUACUCCAUUAACUGGCCGCAGCGGAAGUCCCUCUUGCCGCUGCUUGGAUCUGUCAGCUUAACGGUGGAGGACAUCAAAUUUGCGUACAAUGCGUGGUGCCUUCUGCGCCUCGCGAUGUUCUUUGGCACCGGGCACCCCAAAAUAUUGAGUCCACUUGUCAACACCACACCCUCCAUGGACAUCAUUUACGGGGGAAACCGUUUGUUUUACAUGCAUGCCGAAGUCGGGGCAAGCCUUUCGCGAUACAAGCCAAAAGUGGCUCUCACCCCCUCUCAUCCUGAUGCACAGCCAGUACAAAGCUUUCCAUGGAGAAAAGUCAUUCGCGAGGCGGGGGAAAGGCGCACAGACAAUGAGGACUGUGACGGUGGUGUGGAGAUUGUGCUUGGGAUGGAGAAUGGUUUGUCCGAGAAUGUUGUUUCACAGUGUGACUACUGCCUUUAUAUACCCCAGUACGGAUCGAUUGGCUCCCUAUCGAUGAUUUCUGCCAUGGCUAUCGCCUUGCAUUCUGCAGCCAGUGCACAUGUUGAGCAAUGUAUGAGGGAUGACGACAGAGUUUCUCCAUGUUCAUCACGAGGUCAUAUGCCACUGAGCAAUGGAAGUCUGAAGGUGACAAAAGGGGAUAACCUCCCUCAUGAAACAAAUCUUUUGUCACUUUCAAAUGCGGAAAUUGCCGAAAUCCUCAGAGCGAGGCGCAUGUCCUAUCCAAUGCAGCUGUCUGUCAUGGUGUACAAUGAAUUUGGCGACCGAAACAUCGGUGCGAUCAUGCGCAACGCGAAUGUUUUUAAUUGUGAGCAAAUGAUUGUGCUCCAUCGGCGGAAAUUUAACCGCCGCGGGGCACUUGGCACGCAGCACCUCAUAAAUACGUUAUUUUACUCGGGCGUUGAUGAUGCGCAAUGCCAAAAGUCUCUUGAGGGGUACACCAUUUGGUUGCUUUAUCAGUACUAUCCGUAUCUUAAGAUUUAUGAGGACCCAAACGGUGACGAGGACGCCACGUUUAUUCGGCCUGAGAGCUCGCUUUUUCAGGAGUGGCUUCAGUGCAGUCAUGGGAUGAAUCCCGAUCACCCCAUGAUGACUUUUCACGCCUCACAUCUGAUAGGGACUGAUGUAUACCUGGAUGAUUCUGAUUCCGUGCAUGCAGCCGUUCAGCACGCCGCAAAUGAGGGUUACCGCGGGAUAGUCCUCGUUGUUCCGGAAGAGGGGGCGUCGUUUCAGCGUGAAAUUGUGAAAAAAGCGCGCCGAAUUGCAUACGUUGUUCAUCCUGACCGUCUUGCGAGGAAGGUGCAGCGUGGUCUCAAUGGGGCUCUUUCUUCUGCAAUUGCGUUAGAGCGAUUACGAACCGCAAUUGAUGGGUUACAGUGA
Trypanosoma cruzi is the source of this 1410-nucleotide messenger RNA. RefSeq lists its product as uncharacterized. The coding region runs from base 1 to 1410 and encodes 469 amino acids. Lineage: Eukaryota; Euglenozoa; Kinetoplastea; Trypanosomatida; Trypanosomatidae. Gene Ontology annotation, biological process: tRNA nucleoside ribose methylation. Gene Ontology annotation, cellular component: cytosol. The record is from RefSeq and is a predicted model, not a curated record. The transcript has a single exon.